Molecule: messenger RNA, 372 nt
Organism: Nicotiana tabacum (common tobacco)
Lineage: Eukaryota; Viridiplantae; Streptophyta; Magnoliopsida; Solanales; Solanaceae
Product: agamous-like MADS-box protein AGL28
Biological process (GO): regulation of transcription by RNA polymerase II
Molecular function (GO): protein dimerization activity; DNA-binding transcription factor activity, RNA polymerase II-specific; RNA polymerase II cis-regulatory region sequence-specific DNA binding
Source: RefSeq, a predicted model, not a curated record
AUGGGUACAGGAAAGAAGAAGAUUGAAAUCAAGAAAAUAACAAAAGAAUCAUCAAGAAUGGUGACAUUCUCAAAGAGACGCAAAGGACUUUUCAAGAAAGCUGUAGAACUCCAAUCCAAGACUAGCGGUACUCAAGUUGCUAUUCUUGUUUUCUCUCCCACAGGUAAACCUUACACUUAUGGUGGGAACGACGUCCUUAACACCUUUGAACACCAUUGCGAUUCUUCUCAUUCGAAUGGUAUGACGUGGGAUUCUAAUUUCAAUGUUGAAACAUGUCAUGACGUGAACGAACUCUUAAUGUUUAAGGCACAUUUGGAAAGGACCAGAGAUAAACUGGUCGAAUCUCAGUUUUUCGAGUCGACAGUUUUGUAG